AGCUCGGUCGGCCUCGCCUCCCCGCUUUCGCGCCAGCCUGUGCCGAGCCCUCGCCGCGUCGGCGGCCUCAUGCGGCGCGCGCCAUGGCCGCCAGCAGCAGCGGCAGCGGCGCAGCCGCCGCGACGCCGGCCGAGAGGGAGACGUGGUGUCAGUGGACCGCAGUGGUGGUCCUCAUGGUCGCCGUGUGGUGGAGCACAGCCGUGGCUGUCACCGUCACCAUCAAACAGACCGUGGGCUCCCGCGGCAAUCAAAUGGGCUCAACCGUGCACCAUAUCCCAGCGCCUAGCCCGCCCCUUCCCCAGGCCAGGGCAGGGACUGAGCACACGCUUUCAGGGCACGGCCUGGAGGGGUCUUGUAAGAAGUCGAUUCUUCUCGAACAGGGUGGCUGUUAGCUCCCACUGUGAGAUCGGGGGGCCGUCCCCUGCAUCGUCCCUGACGAUUCGCGGAUCGACUUACCGA
This is a messenger RNA of Prorocentrum cordatum, 459 nucleotides long. The record is from the annotation of a GenBank genome assembly. Lineage: Eukaryota; Dinophyceae; Prorocentrales; Prorocentraceae.